GCGCCUGCCCGGCCUAACGCGCAGGGAGGACUGCAUUUCCCAGCGUGCCUUGGACGUCAGGAGGCCGAGCCCUGAGCGGGAACUGCAGCAGCCGAGGCUGAGCCGCAGCCAAUGAAGAGUGGGCUGUUGCUCCAGCGCCUGGUCUCCAUGUCUGGCCGCGUCUGUUUGUCCCGCGGCAGCACGGGAUCCGGGAUCAUCGGUCCGGUCGAGGCCACCAUUCGUGCGAAGUUGGAACAGGCCCUGAGCCCCGAGGUGCUAGAGCUGCGCAAUGAGAGCAGCGGCCAUGCGGUCCCACCAGGCAGCGAGACACAUUUUCGCGUGGCGGUGGUGAGCGCUCGUUUCGAGGGACUGAGCCCUCUGCAACGGCACCGUUUGGUCCACGCGGCUCUGUCGGAGGAGCUGGCUGGGCCAGUCCACGCACUGGCCAUCCAGGCGCGGACCCCCGCCCAGUGGAGGGAGAAUCCCCAGUUGGACAUAAGCCCCCCCUGCCUGGGUGGGAGCAAGAAAACUCGAGGAACUUCCUGAAGCCUCAGUGCCAUCCAGAAUUUGUAAGGGGCAAGGGCCGUGGGCCUCAUUCUGCUGAUACAUACCUAUUCUCCCAAAAUAGAAACUCAUUUCAGGUCAAAGUUAACCCAAGGAAAGAACGGAACUACUCAUACCGCUCCUGCGCUGGCUUUUCAAGAAGGUUUGCCCAGUUUUUCCAUGUUAAUUUGUGGCUAAGAAACUGCACCUGACCUGAUGAGUUGGAAACAGUCCUGUACAUUAAAAGGCAAAUUACGUCUCGA
Molecule: messenger RNA, 785 nt
Organism: Tupaia belangeri chinensis (Chinese tree shrew)
Lineage: Eukaryota; Metazoa; Chordata; Mammalia; Scandentia; Tupaiidae
Gene: BOLA1
Product: bolA family member 1
Exons: 2
Coding region: 112-525 (137 amino acids)
Cellular component (GO): mitochondrion
Source: RefSeq, a predicted model, not a curated record